AUGGCCGUACCAGAACGCCGCGAAUGGCGCAUACCAUCAAACCUGGGGAAGGAGUUGGGGGAUCUCAGCUUUGCAGUCGGGUCAUGGCUGAGUUUCUUGUUAGAUACUGUUGGUCACACGCACACAGUGCCAAAACUCUGGACUGAGGUGCUGGCGUGGCAGGCAUACAAAGACCGCCAGCAACAGGAUCUUCUGCAUCGUACUGAGUAUUUGACCUCCCUGGUCUCUGGCAUUUCGGAAGUCGAGGUUCCGGCUGGAGAAGACUUGCACAGCACUUUGUUCUCUUCUAUGGUGCCAGAUGUGGUAUGUGUUGCCAGCAGCGCGCUUGGACGCUGUCACAUGAAGGAUGGCGCCACCUGGCGACGCAUGGUGCUGUCUCCAGAGAAGCGCCGCUUUCCGCGCAUGGCAUGGCCCCAGGAGGCCUUGACGCAGGCAGCCAACUUGGCUCAGAUGGCCAGCUCGGCCAUUGAAACCCAUCGACCCGCCUGGCAGGUUGAGCGGCAAGUUUCCGAGGUUCAUCCAGAAGAUCGUGAUGGACUUUCUGCAGUGCAACUGCAAGGGCAUCAGGCCUUGCAGGAUUCGUGUUGGCAUAUGACCCGGACGCUUGAAGCCCAAUCACGAGGACCUGGUCCGGUACGACAAAGCAAGGCACAGCAUCGAAUUCACACGAAUCUUCUGAAGGUGAAGGCUGUGCCAGGACUCCACCUGGAGGCCUUGCAGGAGGAUCACCUCAGCACUGAAGCCGCCAGGCAGCAGAGGCAACAGUCCACCUGCAAGGUGGUCUUCUCCCAAGUGGACAAAGCUGAUGGUUUGGACAUUGCGACUCCCGAGAUGCGAUUCUCCCGCUUUUUCACUGCUUUGAUGUACCACGGACCACCAGAGACCACGGCCAGCCACUUGAUCCGCCUGGAUGGCAUGGAUUCGGGCUCGACGUUCAAGUUCUCCAUCCUGGAUGGUGGCAAGUGCGUGCGUCGAGAGGAGAGGCUUCCCAGGAAGACCAUGCCUCCUGCCAUGGUGGGCUCUGUUGAGCCAGCACCAGUGUUGUCUAGCGGCCAUUAUUUCGAAGUGAAGGUGAUGAGCCUUUUCCAGUCGGUGAGCGCAGCUGACAGGCCCAAAAUCUGCGAGACCUAUGGUCGAACAGCAGGCGUGGUGCUGGGCUUCAAAGGCGCUCGGCCAAGUGGAGAGGACGAGCUGGCGAAGGAUAUCUCCACUGUGGCGAACUCCUGGUGUAUCUCUUCCAAUGGGUGGUUCUUCUCUCAGAGGGGGCGGCCCAAUCCACAGUUGCAUCGGCCCACCAGCCAGAUGCGCGCCACACCCGAGCUACGUCCCACCUGGCACCGCGCGCGGCAAGCGGCCUCGCAUGGUGCACAGCUGAGGUGUGUGUGGCCUCCAUUGUGCAAAGGACCAGGUCAUGUGGAACGGCAAUUCGACUGGUCCUGUGCUCUUCAGGAGGGAGAUACGUUGGGGCUGUUGGCCAUGCCAAGCGGGGCUCUGGUGCUCACGGUGAAUGGCGUUCGGGAAUUGAUGGUGGCAGAUGCUGGUGUCCUCGCGGAUCAGUAUUUGUACCCCAUCGUGCAGGUGGCAAAUCACGUGAGAUCCGUCAAGCUCUGCGCGGCGGUCGAACCACCUGAGUAG
Molecule: messenger RNA, 1635 nt
Organism: Cladocopium goreaui
Lineage: Eukaryota; Dinophyceae; Suessiales; Symbiodiniaceae
Source: the annotation of a GenBank genome assembly